This is a messenger RNA of Drosophila sulfurigaster albostrigata, 1631 nucleotides long. Its product is annotated as mitogen-activated protein kinase kinase kinase 7-like. NCBI's taxonomy places the organism in Eukaryota, Metazoa, Arthropoda, Insecta, Diptera, Drosophilidae. The record is from RefSeq and is a predicted model, not a curated record. Gene Ontology annotation, biological process: positive regulation of canonical NF-kappaB signal transduction; protein phosphorylation; JNK cascade. Gene Ontology annotation, molecular function: ATP binding; magnesium ion binding; MAP kinase kinase kinase activity. The transcript has 7 exons. The coding region runs from base 86 to 1630 and encodes 514 amino acids.
UAUAACAGUCUGUCUUCGUAUUUUGAAGGGUUCAAACGUAAAACUGUCUUAUCUUCAAGUGAUACAAUCGACAAAACAUUAAAAAAUGGUUCGCAAAAUUCAUUAUGAUUCAUUGGAGUUGAAUGAGGAAGAUCAGGCGGAAUUUCGCAAGAAAACCAAUAAGAUAAUUGUGGAGGACGAAUAUGGAGGGAGAUUACUGAGAAACCUAAUCUUUUCCCCUGAUAAUCGUACGGAAAGAGAAUUCACAAUCCACAAUUCGCUUAAUCAUGUGAAUAUUGUGAAAUUGAUUCGUAGGGAGGAGGACGAAAAUGCCAAUUUAUUCUUUAUCUAUGAAUAUGCUGAUUGCGGAACUGUUUACAAUUACCUUUGUGAUAUGAAAAACCGAAAUGAAUAUUCCUUAAAGCUAAGCUGGAUGGUGCAAUGUGCCAGGGCUCUAGCUUACAUGCAUGGGAUGAAUCCCAAAAUUGUGCACAAUGAUCUAAGGGCACGUCAUUUGCUGCUAUGCGACAAUUUCAAAACAGUUAAGAUAUUUGAUUUUAGCAAGGCGACUUUGUCGCACGAUGAAUCGAAGGAUAUCCGUAGCUUUGGAAUAUUACUUUGGGAGAUUCUAGUUGCGAAGAGCAAUAACGAUAUGGAAAAUGACAAAGUUAUGCUAGACGCUUUAAUUAAACUGUGCUAUUGCAAACAACCACCGAAAAUGAUUGUCAUUGCAGAUAUUCUGGAAAGUAUUUAUCAAAACAGUUUAAAUGAAAAUGUUUCUUGGAGCAACUUGGAGUUGGGCGAGAUACUUGGCCAGGGCAAUUUUGGACUCGUCUACAAAGCUAGGUGGAUGACACAAAAUGGCACUCGAGAAAUUGCCAUUAAGAGAAUUCUUAACAAUAACAAUGUGGCCAAUGAGCGAGAGGUUAGAUAUUUGAGACUUUUGAAACAUGAAAAUAUCAUGAGAUUCUACGGCACCACAAUGGAUAAUGAGGGGAGAAUAAUUCUUGCUAUGGAAUAUGCUGAUGGUGGCACCCUUGACCAAUUUUUACAUCAUAGCAACAGAACUGUCUCUAAUAAGGGCAAGCUCAACUGGAUGCUGCAAUGUGCCAAGGGUGUUGCUUUUUUGCAUAAACAGCAACCAAUCGUUAUCCAUCGUGAUCUUAAGCCGCAAAACUUGCUACUUUAUAAUAACUAUCGCACAUUGAAAUUAUGCGACUUUGGCACUGUAAGAUCAUUGGCCUCAAUAUCGAUCAAUCUUGUUGGCACGGCCCCGUACAUGGCGCCAGAGGUAUCUGAGCCUCAGCUAAGCACUGAGAAAUGUGAUGUCUUCAGCUUUGGCAUUCUAUGCUGGGAAAUAAUGACCCAAAGGAAACCGUUUGCACACUUAUACCAAUUCGGACCUCAUACUAUUAUAAACAAAAUAAGACAAAAUGAACGACCUUCAAUUGACCAAGUCGAAGACGAAACUGGGCACAUCAAAGCUAUGAUUAAGCAAUGUUGGGAUAUGAAUCCAAUCGUGAGGCCCACAAUGCGAGCAUUGGUUGCAGUUCUCAGCAUUGAUCUGAAUUCUUAUGUCGCAAACAAUAAUAUGAUCAACUUAUUGCAAGACAUAUCAGAUGAAGACUUUGCAGAUCAAGCCCCCAACUAAG